GAGCGGUAAGAGAGAGAGAGAGAGAGACCAACAUCAGAACUCAGAAGUUCUUAAAAGUUGCGAACGGAGAAGAAGAUUGUUUUCGACCAAGCCCUGUUUGCUUGCUGUUGUUGUUGUUGUUGUCCGUACGAUGCCGCCGAAAAAGAGUAAGACCGAUGGAGAAGAAAAGGCGAAACCUUUAACGACGGCGUCGUCUAGAGUGACUCGGAGCCUGGGUCGUCGAACUCGAAGUGAGACUCAACAAAACGGUGCUAAAGCGGCUGGAUCCGCCCCUAAGCCGGUGAAGGUUGCCUCGCCGAAGAAGGCGAAGAGGAAGAAGCCAACGAUUGGGACUGGAAAAGCGAAGAAGGGAAAGAAGGAAGACGAAGCAGUUGAGAAGGAAGAAGAGGAAGAGCCAGAGCCAGAGCCAGAGGUUGAGGACCCAACGAAAACGAAGAUUGUCAUAGAGCACUGUAAACAAUGCAAUGCGUUCAAGACAAGGGCUAUUCAGGUGAAGGAAGGUCUGGAGGGAGCUGUUACUGGCUGCACCGUGACUCUGAAUCCUGAUAAGCCAAGGCGGGGUUGCUUUGAGAUCCGGAAGGAAGGUGGCGAAACAUUCAUCAGUCUUUUGGAGAUGAAACGUCCAUUUGCACCAAUGAAAGCACUUGAUAUGGAAGAAGUCAUCGAGAACAUCAUAAAGAAGAUCAAAUGAGAGACUGCAAAUUGGCUCGUAUUCUGCUGAAUCUGUUCUUUGUUUCUGCUUAGCCUCAGUUUAAUCAAUUAGAACUCCAUAGAAGAUUUUCUAGAGCAAUGUCAGAUUUAUUAGGUUCAGUUUUAUUGUUUUAGUAUGAGCACUGUAAGUGCAGUCUCGUUGUUUUCUAGUGCCUGGUUGGUUUGGUAAGGAUCCAUGUAGUUUUCUGGGAUUUUAACUCGUAUUUGUAAGGCUAGUUUGAUUUAUCUCGUUUCUUGAAGCAAACCGAUGCAGAAGCUUUUUUUGUUGUUGUUGGGAUCAUGUAUGGCUUUACCAUUCUUUGCA
Camelina sativa (false flax) is the source of this 1015-nucleotide messenger RNA. RefSeq lists its product as uncharacterized. NCBI's taxonomy places the organism in Eukaryota, Viridiplantae, Streptophyta, Magnoliopsida, Brassicales, Brassicaceae. Gene Ontology annotation, cellular component: Golgi apparatus. The record is from RefSeq and is a predicted model, not a curated record.